This is a messenger RNA of Mizuhopecten yessoensis (Yesso scallop), 1745 nucleotides long. Its product is annotated as sorting nexin-4-like. NCBI's taxonomy places the organism in Eukaryota, Metazoa, Mollusca, Bivalvia, Pectinida, Pectinidae. The coding region runs from base 35 to 1348 and encodes 437 amino acids. Gene Ontology annotation, molecular function: phosphatidylinositol binding. Gene Ontology annotation, biological process: protein transport. The record is from RefSeq and is a predicted model, not a curated record. The transcript has 14 exons.
UCCAAUGAUCCUGAUUAUAUGCUAAGUAUAAAAGAUGGAGGAGGAAAAGGAGCAACCUCGAGACAUCUUCCCAAAUUCCCCAGAUGAGGACCCCACAGACCUUGCAAGAAAAGCUGGGAAAACAAAUUUGCUGCAAUGGAUGGAGAUAUCAGUUUCUGAACCUGAGAAACGAACAACAACAUCCAUGAAAGUCCAGGACACAUACAUUGUAUAUCUCAUAGAAACAAGGAUAACGGAUGUGAAGCUCAAGUGUUUUGGUGAUGGAACAACAUCACUAUGGCGGAGAUAUAGCGAAUUUGAACUGCUGCGUAACUACCUGGACAUCACAUACCCUGCAGUAGUAGUACCACCAUUACCGGAGAAAAAGGUUACUUACGUAUGGCAGAACUCGGCCACUGAUAAGUUUGACCCUGACUUUGUUGAUAGACGCAGGGCAGCGUUAGAGAUAUUCCUACUGAGAGUAGCUGCUCACCCCAUCCUGUCACAAGACAAGGUCUUCAUCGGAUUCCUGCAGCAGGAGGAAGGAUGGAAGGACUUGGUGUACAACACAGAUUUCCAAAGCAAGGCUGAUUCCAAAUUGAAGAGCUUAAGUGCAUCUUUUCGCCUGAAGAAACCAGACCGGAGAUUUGAGGAGCUGAAGAACUACAGCAAUGAGCUUGAAAAUAAUAUUUCCAAUCUACUGAAGAUCCGAGCUAGAAUGGCUGACAAGAUUUAUGGGAUCCACAAAGUACAUGCUAACUACAGUCGUGUGUUUUGUGAGUGGAGCGGUAUAGAGAAGGACAUGUCGGAGCCUCUACAGAGUGCAGGUCACUACAUGAAUGUGUUCAGCCAAUCAGUGGACAAUGCUCUGGAGGAUGAAGAGCAGUAUGCUGACCAACUCAAGGAAUACCUGGCAUUUGGAGAUGCCCUCAGGUCCGUGUGUAGGAAGUACGAGUGUCUACAGUACGACCUUGAGCGAGCCGAAGACAACCUGUCUUACAAGGCCAGUCAGAAAGAGCAGAUGGAGAACCCGGAAAGUCCAUCCCAGGUACAAGGAAAGGCUGGUGGUUCAUUCUCCUUUACCGGAAUGAAGACAAAGCUGUUUGGGGGGGAUACACCUGAGCAGCGAGACCAGAAGAUUAAACAACUGGAGGAGCAGAUCCAGCAGGCGGAGCAGGAACUUCAGCAGACCAACGAGGACACACAGAAGUUUGUAGAAGCUGCCCUGCGUGACAUUGAUCGAUUCAAAAGACAGAAAGUCAAGGACCUUAGAGAAAUAUUUACCAACUAUGCGAUCAUGCAAAUAAAGCAAAGUAAAAAGGGAAUUGCAAUUUGGACCAGUGCAAAAGACUGCUUCACGAAAAUGUGAAUUUACAGACAUCAUGUAAAGUAAAAUUUCUGUUACCACUUUUUUAUGAUAACUUGUGACCUUAAUGUGGACUUACAGUUGGGUCAUUCGGGUGUUUAAAACAUUUGUAAUUGACUGCUAUGUAAUGCACUAUGUUUUCUUUGUAUAUUUGUCUGUAUGAUAUUAUGCAUGAUACACACAGUGUUGAAGGGCAAGAAUGGGACCAAAUUUUACCCACUUACCAGUGGGAACAUACUGUGAUGUGGGGGGAAUUGAAAGGGAGACAAUCCAACACAAUAAUCAUAAAUAAUUUAUAGGAUGAGAUAUCCACUUAAGUAUAUAUGUGUACAAUGUUCUAGUUACGGUUAUUGACACAAUGAAAUACUACCCUGCAUGAAAAUGUUUCUUUUUUUUCGGA